UUGUGUUUACAUUGCAAUAGUUUACAUUUUUCUUAAAGAAUAAAUAAAUAUUAUAUCACUUAUAAUUAUAUUAUUUAUUAAUAUAUUAUAAGUAGAAAAGUUUUGCAAAAUCGAUGUAACAAUGAAUGAUUCAACAGAGUUACUCAUUGAGCCUCCAUCUAUUUGGCCUGAUAUCAAAUUAGAAUUGCGAGAAUAUAUUGAAUGCCCGGAACAAUUACCCAUACAUCAGCUGGACGAUGCCCAGUGUUACUGGUCUCGCAAAGCAGAUAUUUCUUCACUAUUACAGUUUGAUUUGGCUCCAAUUGGCACUACAUUGAAAUUUGACCGUGAUCCAGUAACAGGCAAGAUUGGUGAGAUGCAAGAGAUUAUCUUGCAAGGUGCAGGGGAAACUGUAAGAAAUUCCAUGUCUAUGACUCGUGCACCAGCACCAUUUGCGGAUGGAGUUCGAGGCAAUCCUAGUAAUGUCCUAUUUUGGCCAGGUGGUUUUGAUGAACCAAAAGAGAUUGAAAAUGAACUUGGGGAUAAUAUUGAUUUUGAAAAUGAUUUAAGAACAUUGGCGAAAGGAUUUAGUUCGGGUAUAGAAUUUGAAAGUGACAAUUGCACCCCCACUAAUUACACAAAGAAUGAAAGAGAAAUUAUAGUAUCUAAAAGAGCUGAAGAAUUAAAAAUCAAUAAUGAUAAUAUUAAUUUAAUGGCUGUUAUACAUGAAGAAGGAAAUUUGCUUGGUUUAUGCUCAUCAGUUGAAGAACCAAAAAAAGAGAACAUUCAAGCUAUAGACAACAAUAUUUUUCCUAUAGAUGAUAUUCCUAUUUUAUACGAAGAGGUAAAUAUACCUAUAUUGAAAAUAUCUGAAAAACAACCAGAACUUGCCAAGACAGAAUGGGCAGAGCAGUUGGAUGUAUCUGUACCAGUGACUGACUUUGAUAGAAGAGUACCUGACCCAGCAAUUAAGUUCGAAUAUGAAUUAGAUACUUUUCAAAAACAAGCUAUUCUUAAAUUAGAGGAAAAUUGUAAUGUUUUUGUUGCUGCCCAUACAUCAGCUGGAAAGACCACUGUUGCUGAAUAUGCCAUUGCAUUGAGUCAAAAGCAUAUGACAAGAGUAAUUUAUACAUCUCCAAUAAAAGCACUGUCGAAUCAGAAAUAUCGUGAAUUUAAAAGGAAAUUUGAAAGUGUCGGAUUGUUGACAGGCGAUUUGCAAAUAAAUCAAAAUGCUUCAUGUCUAAUUAUGACAACGGAAAUCUUGCAAUCAAUGUUGUAUUGCGCAGCUGAUGUUUUACGAGAUUUAGAAUUUGUUAUUUUUGAUGAAGUACAUUACAUAAAUAAUGAAGAUAGGGGUCAUGUAUGGGAGGAAAUAGUCAUUCUUCUACCACAGAAUAUCAGUAUAGUAAUGUUAUCUGCCACUGUACCAAAUCCUAUAAUAUUUGCGGAUUGGGUAGGUCGCAUCAAGAAGCGGAAAAUGUAUGUAAUUAGCACUUUGAAAAGACCAAUACCUCUUCUACAUUACUUGUAUACUGGUACUGAUGGCAAAACUAGAGACGACAAAUUUUUAGUUCUUGAUAGCAAUAGUCUGUUCUUAUUGGACGGAUGGUACAAAGCAAAAAAUGCGUCCGAUAAAAAGAAAGAUAAAUCAAAAGAUAUCAAGAGAAAAAUUCAAAUGACUCCAAAACAGGAAGAAGUAUUAUGGAGGGCAUUUAUAAGUCAUCUUCAGAGUAAUGAUAUGUUACCUGUCGUUGUAUUUACAUUGUCAAGAAAGCGCUGUGAUAUGAAUGCUGCUACAUUGAGGAAUCUUGAUUUAACUACUGCGCGAGAAAAGCAUCAAGUGCAUGUGUUCUUCCAAUCUAACAUAAGGAAUUUGAAAGGUAGCGAUAGAGAAUUGCCGCAAGUACUUAUGAUGCAGGAACUGUUAGAGAAAGGAGUGGGUAUACAUCACAGUGGGAUAUUGCCAAUAUUGCGAGAAAUUGUAGAAAUGUUAUUCCAGAAUGGUGUCGUAAAGCUACUAUUUGCAACGGAAACUUUUGCUAUGGGAGUCAACAUGCCGGCUCGUACGGUAGUAUUUGAUUCCGUCCGAAAGUUCGACGGAAACAGCUUUCGUACUUUAUAUCCAACUGAAUAUAUUCAGAUGGCCGGUCGUGCUGGACGCAGAGGUCACGACACCACGGGAACUGUCAUAGUGAUGUGUCGGAAUGAUGUGCCGCAUUUUAACGACUUGAAACCUAUGAUGUGUGGCGAGCCGCAAACAUUGGAAUCCAAAUUCAAAGUCACGUAUUCCAUGCUUUUGAAUUUGAGAAGGGUGAACGAAUCAGUUACUGUCGAGGCAAUGAUGCGCAAGUCUUUCAAGGAAUCACCGCUAGCUUUGCAAGAAGCGACAUAUAGUAGUGAAUUAAAAAAAAUUGAGCAAGAAUUGUUACAUCUGCCGACUUUAACUGAAAUGCAGAAGAGCCUUUCGACAUUCUAUCAUGUGGCGGUUGAUUAUCUGGAGGACGUUAAAUUUCUUGGUCCCUAUUUGUUCGAAUCAAAAAAAACCUCGAAAUAUUUAACCGAAGGCAGAGUCUUACUGAUAUCGUAUGCGAAUCAUUAUAACAAGCUAGCUUUAUUGUUGCAAGUUAUACAUCAUAAGAAUUCCACUCAGUACAAAGUGUUGAUACUGAAAGACGCAAACGAAUCUAAUUCCGAAGCUGCUGAAUUUAAGAGUUUUCAAAUAUAUGAAAAAUGGUGCGAGGUUAUUGGCGUAACGAAGAAAAGGAUAUUCGUACCCAGCAAUAAUCCAUCGCAUGAGGUUGUGAUCUUGUCUUCGUGGCAUAUAUUGAAGAUAACUAAGUGCCAAAUAAAAGUCGAUCGCUGUUUGGUGCUGAAUGAUUGGGAGAAGAGGCAAAUCUCACGAUUUAAAAACGAUCCACCAGGACAGACGUGUCAAAUGGCGAUUCAAGAAUUGACUUCUCUGUCAUUUAACGCCGUCGCCAAUGCUGAAGUUCUAUGCCCAUACAUUGAAUCUUCAUUGAGAAAUGAUUUUCAACUAAGGAUACAACAUAGAGAUCAACUAAAAGCUAGUCUCGACGAUAUGAAGUGUACGGAAAUACCGAACUUCGAAGAACAGUUUAAACCUGUAUUUGAGCGAAAUCAACUUGAGGAUAAAAAACGACAGUUGCAACUUAAGCUCAGUGAUGAAGGCAUGGCGCUAUAUCCGGAUUAUCUGAAUAUGGUGACACUUCUGAAACAUUUAAGAUAUAUAGAUAACGAUGAAAGAGUUGCUCUAAAAGGAAGAGUUGCACUACAAAUGGGUAGCAACGAAUUACUAAUAACAGAGUUAAUCCUCAAGAAUGUGUUGACUGUUUUACAACCAGCAGAAAUAGCAGCGCUACUGUCAGCACUGAUCUUUCAACAACGCACAGAUUCUGAACCAAUGCUUACACCAAGCCUCACUAAUGGUUGUAAAAUAAUGAGCGAGGUGCAUGCGGAAUUGGAACAUCUAGAGCAAUACUAUCAAUUGUCAACGCUGUCAUCGUUAAAUUCCGGUCUAGUAGAAGUAGUUUACGAAUGGGCACAAGCCAAAUCGUUUGCAGAGAUUAUGAAGAUGACAGACGUUCAAGAGGGAAUUAUAGUUCGAUGCAUACAGCAGCUUGGCGAAACCUUACGAGACGUCAAAAACGCGGCUGUAACUAUAGGUGAUCCAGUUUUGAAAGAAAAAAUGGAGGAAGCUUCGACUGCGAUUAAACGCGACAUAGUUUUCGCUGCGUCUUUAUAUACUCAAGACUAUACCACUCCUUUCUUAAAUACAUGCAUUCCCAUUCCUCGAAGCAACAAGACAAUAAUCACAGAUGUGUAUGCAGGAAUACCAGAGAAUUUAUUGAUAAAUGUAGUAGGAUUUUUGCUUUUGGUUAGUUUAUUUGGCCUGUUACGUAAGAAGGCAUGGAAUUAUGGACGCCUCGCAUUGCUACACAAAUCUGAUAAUAGAUGGAUGGAGCUGUUCUACGGUGUUGAUAAAAAUAGAGAUACCGAUCCUUUAUGUGUAGAAGCUUCUGUCACUUCUCAACUCUCUCAACUGGAUAGAGGAUUUCUCUCAUGGAUUGUCACUGCUUUUAAGAUUACAGAUGAUGAAUUAUUACAACGCGCUGGUCCUGAUGGAUUGUUAUAUAUUUUGUUUGAACGUUGCUUAAUAAUAUUGACUUUCAUGAUGGUCAUUGUCUCUUUAUGUAUAGCUUUACCCAUAAAUUUUCACGGAACGAUGCAGGGAGACAGUGCAACAUUUAGUCAUACAACAUUAUCAAAUUUAGAUCCUUCAUCUUCAUGGAUUUGGGUGCACACGAUAUUGCUCUUGUGUUACCUGCCAGUUGGUGGAUUUGUUAUGAGAUAUUGUUUAAAGCAGGUGCGAGAUAUUAAACCUACAGGAGAAUUUGCAGCAAAAACAUUGUUAAUUACAGAUAUACCAAAAUAUCAAUGUACUAUUGAGAACCUCAGCGAAUAUUUUAAAGAAGCAUUUCCUACUUUAACAGUAGAGGACAUUACACUGGCUCACGAUAUAAGACGUCUUUCAAACUUGGAUGAAAAAAGAGAUUGUGCAGAGCAGGCGCGUUUAUAUUGCGAAAGUUAUGCUAAGAACAGAGAACCUUUGCAAAUGUAUCCUUAUCCAUGCGGCCAAGUAAUUGGAUAUUGUUGCAAAAAGCAAGUGGAUGCACAAGAAUUCUAUACCAAUGAAGAGAUACGGUUAACAGCAUUAGUUGAGGAAGAAAAGAAGGUGGCACUUAGUAGUCCUCUUGGAGUAGCUUUUGUAACUUUAGGAACACCUGGUGCAGCAAAAAUUAUGCGCAAACAAUUGAGGUCUUCGCUAAGUGUAAAAUGGACUGUGAAUUAUGCACCGAUGCCGUCAGAUAUAUUUUGGGAAAAUCUGAGCAUCCCCAGGCCGUGUUGGUAUCUAAACGCUGUAUUGAUAAAUUGCGCUUUGGCGACAAUAUUGUUUUUCCUUACUACACCGGCAGUUAUCGUGACCAAUGUCAAUAAAUUACCAGUUACUGGAGAAAUUAUGAAUUUGAGUCCGGUGGUCUCAUCCUUUCUGCCUACGGUGUUGUUGGUCAGUGUGGCUGCUCUAAUGCCUGUCCUAGUUGCGAAAGGCGAGUCGCUUGUAAGGCAUUGGACCAGGAGCAGUUUAAAUCGUGCUGUUAUGAGGAAAACGUUACUUCUUUUGUUACUGAUGGUGCUUAUACUACCUAGUUUAGGUUUAACCAGUGCUGAAGCAUUUUUAGAAUGGACUGUGAAUGUCCGUAAUGAAACGGCGCGAUGGGAAUGUGUAUUUUUACCAGAUCAGGGUGCUCUUUUUGUAAAUUAUGUUAUAACUGCGGCCUUGCUUGGAAGUGGAUUGGAAUUAGUCAGAUUCCCUGAACUCGCGCUGUACACUUUUAGACUUUGUGUAGCUCGCAGUCGGGCAGAAAGAAUACAUGUGAGAAAAGCAGUGUUGUGGGAAUUUCCGUUGGGAGCUCAUUAUGCAUGGUUGUUGUUAGUCUUUACUAUGACAACCGUCUACAGUUUAGCGUGUCCUUUAAUCACUCCUUUUGGUCUUCUAUAUCUUGUGGUUAAACAUUUGGUGGAUAGACAUAAUUUGUGUUUUGCUUAUGGACCGAGCAUCGGCGGUGGCCAAUUGGCCGGAGCAGCAGUUGGUGCUGCAGGAGCUGCGCCGGUUUUAGCUCAAGCUGCUCUUUUAGCUUUAGGCCUUGUACGGGGAGGUCUAUCUGCAUUAGCUGCAGUACAACUCAGUGGUCUCUGUGCAAGUAUUCUAGGCUUGGUAACCGGUGUUACGUUACCAUUAUCGAAAACUAAGAUGCAAGUACCAAAAAGGGGGGACCUCUCAGGGGGUCAAAAUUUUGUGGCACCAGUAUUGCGGAAGAAUCAGGCAUCUGUAGAAGAAACUAUAUCGACUGCUUCGAAUUCAGAAGUGAAUUUAGCAAGUCCAAGAAGUACCACUUCUUCUGUAGAAGAAAGUCCAAAGCUUUACCAAAAUUACAGUGGUGAGCAGAGAGUUUAAUCUCUGUAUUUAUAUUAUGUUUGAUACAUGCACUAAUAUAUAAAAUGCUUCAUAAUUUAUUUAAGAAAUUAUAAACAUGUUCUAAUUCUCUUAGAUAAUUGUGCAACAAGGUAAUUGUGCAAUUUAAAAAAACAAUAGCACAAAAUAAUGUACAUUCUAAAUGUUUUUUAUAUCAACAUAAGUUAGUAUAUAUUAAAAAAAACUACGAAAUAUUAAAAUCACUACCUAUUCUCAUUUAUGAUUAACUUUUAAAUCUUUAUUUUGCUUAAAAAUUUGAGAUUAAGAAAAACUUAAUUUUU
Molecule: messenger RNA, 6312 nt
Organism: Linepithema humile (Argentine ant)
Lineage: Eukaryota; Metazoa; Arthropoda; Insecta; Hymenoptera; Formicidae
Source: RefSeq, a predicted model, not a curated record